Molecule: messenger RNA, 1890 nt
Organism: Carassius gibelio (silver crucian carp)
Lineage: Eukaryota; Metazoa; Chordata; Actinopteri; Cypriniformes; Cyprinidae
Product: transcription factor Spi-C-like
Exons: 5
Coding region: 120-917 (265 amino acids)
Biological process (GO): cell differentiation; regulation of transcription by RNA polymerase II
Cellular component (GO): nucleus
Molecular function (GO): DNA-binding transcription factor activity, RNA polymerase II-specific; sequence-specific DNA binding
Source: RefSeq, a predicted model, not a curated record
AAAACAGUAGACCUUCCACAAUAUAUCUAUCCACAUUUAAUCACUGAGACACAGAGGACAUUUGGAGCUGAACACAGUUGAGCUCUACAUAGAUGCAGAGUUAGGUUUCCCGAGCCAGAAUGGGAUCUCUUGAAAAUAACAUAAAUCAAGAUUUUCAGGAUGCCAUAGAUGUAAUUCAGCAUCACUCACAGAUGCAAUAUUGUGACACAGAAAACAAAUACUAUGAGAAUUUGGAAAGUCAGCAGUCCUCUGUGAGACACGCUAUCUCAUACUAUCAGUUCACACCUCAUUUUGAGCCUCCAGGACCGAUGUACGACUGGAACGAAUCCUCAUCAUGGUCUCACAUUGUGCCAGAUGUGACUCUGGGGCCACUGUGUUCCGCUGAGCCUUCAGUGUUUUAUUCAAAUUUAACACAGCGCCAUGGAAAAGGUCGUAAGAAGUUACGCUUGUAUGAAUAUCUGCAUGAGGCCCUUCACGACGACAACAUGGGCGACUCCAUCCAGUGGAUGGACCGAGGGAGCGGCAUUUUCCAUUUCAUCUCCAAAAAUAAAGAGAAACUGGCUGAAUGCUGGGGUCAACGCAAGGGCAACCGCAAGACCAUGACCUACCAGAAAAUGGCACGCGCUCUCCGCAACUACAGCCGUACGGGUGAGAUCGUGAAAGUGCGUCGCAAGCUCACCUAUCAGUUUAACCCAGCUAUACUGCAGCGACUGAGCUCACUGUCAGGCUACAGCUCAGGCCCUUCUUCCAGAGACAUGGCCCUUCAAAUGCAAGGCUCUGCGGAGCACGUCUACUACAGCUCUCCUCUACAGGACUGUCAUUACUGGUGCGGCCAAUACUCUCACCAGUGCGAGUACGAUCUUGCUACUGUACUGACAACGCAUGAGGACCCCAAAAUAGGCGUUUCAGCUCAGUGAACUGGCAAAAGAGCCAAUCCCUGUCUUUCCAUUAUGAAUUAUAAAUGUUCGGUCUUUCACAAGGGAGAUUCUUUGAAAUAAACCGUAACAUAGUAAAAAUGUAAAAAUGCAUUAGAAACAGGUGCAUGCUUGUAAACAGGAUGUUAUACUGCUCAAAAGUUUGAAAUCACUAAGAUUAUUGUUAUUAUUUGUAGGAAAUUUAUACUUAUUAGCAAGGAUGCAUUUAAAUUGAUCAUUAAAACAGAAAACAGGUAUUUUAAAUUGUAAUGAUAUUUUGCAAUAUUACUUUUUUUUUAAAUCAAAUAAAUAAAACCUUGAUAAUGACUUAAAAGAAUCAUUAAAAAAUUGAACCCCAAACUUUUUAACCAAGGUGUAUAUGUAUAGUGGCCUUAAAAAUUAUCUGGCCACUCAAAAUUUAUAAAUAUCUUUGCAUUAUGUAAACAAAUAUCAAACCAAAUGUCAUUUCUUCUAAAGCAUGACAUAGAAAGCACUUUUUUAACAUUUGACAAAAACGUUUUUGCAGUUUUACAAAACGGUUCAGGUAAUAAAUAUUUGGAUAUUUUGUAUGCAAUUAAACAAUGUCAAUACAUCAGUUCACAAGUGUCUUAAAGUAGCAACGUACUUUUGGGGACCGCUCUUUAUGUACUGUUUGUCUGUCUGUCUGUAUAUUUAUAUCCAACUUGUAACAUACAAUCUUUUUUUUUUUUUCUGCGGUCAAAUAAAGUUUCCUGUCUUGAAAAUCCCAUUGAAUAUGUUUGUUAAACUCCUUUGUGCGCUUGAAGCCGCUAUAUAAAUGUUUGCGCUGAUUUCUUUGCAAAUGCAUUGGGCCAAGCUUAUCUAAUUUCACAGAGAGAAGACUGUUCGUGACUCCUUUUAUGUGUCAUAUUACAAACCGAUCUCAAAUCACCUUCCUCUUUGUAAGAUAGCAAUCAAACUUUAAUGCAGUGCUGCUGUAUCAUUUUCAAAUUGGACA